AUGGAACAAGUUUGCAUCAUCUCUGACUGCAACAAGGCCAUUCUGCAUGCGUUGGACAUGUUGUAUGAUAGCACAAACUACGUCAUUGCAUUGCCUGAUGUGAAGAGAAGGUGUUGCAUGCGCUACUUGGGAGCGAACCUGUACACAAGGUACACUAUCAUGACAUCGUACAUAGCGGAGGCGUUCAACAAUGUCCUAAAGGGAACACUCCCCAAAGAUAGUGCUCCAAUAAUUUUACCAAAACACGAACUGAAGCUCAAAGUCGGACUGCCAGUAAUGCUCCUUAGAAAUAUCAACCAAUAUGCAAGGUUAUGCAACGGUACAAGAAUGACAAUCACUCAACUUGGAAAAAAUUCCAUCGAGGCACAAAUAAUUACUGGAACACAUGUGGGCAAUAAAGUAACUAUACCACGAAUAAUCAUGUCACCAAGUGAUACAAAGUGGCCGUUCAAGCUAAAAAGAAGACAAUAUCCUUUGUCAGUUUGCUUUGCUAUGACUAUCAAUAAGAGUCAAGGACAGUCACUUAACAAGGUUGGAUUAUAUUUGCCUAAACAAGUAUUCUGCCAUGGACAAUUAUACGUGGCAUUAUCUAGAGUCACAAAUAGAAAAGGUUUGAAGGUGCUAAUCGACGACUCAGAAAGUCAAGCUGAGGACAUGGCAAAGAACAUUGUGUACAAAGAAAUUUUCUAA
Messenger RNA from Phragmites australis (common reed), 690 nucleotides. RefSeq lists its product as uncharacterized. The transcript is spliced from 4 exons. Gene Ontology annotation, molecular function: helicase activity; ATP binding. The coding region runs from base 1 to 690 and encodes 229 amino acids. NCBI's taxonomy places the organism in Eukaryota, Viridiplantae, Streptophyta, Magnoliopsida, Poales, Poaceae. The record is from RefSeq and is a predicted model, not a curated record.